This is a messenger RNA of Condylostylus longicornis, 3438 nucleotides long. RefSeq names its product ATP-dependent DNA/RNA helicase DHX36-like. Lineage: Eukaryota; Metazoa; Arthropoda; Insecta; Diptera; Dolichopodidae. The coding region runs from base 139 to 2895 and encodes 918 amino acids. The transcript is spliced from 3 exons. Gene Ontology annotation, cellular component: intracellular anatomical structure; nucleus; cytoplasm. The record is from RefSeq and is a predicted model, not a curated record. Gene Ontology annotation, molecular function: ATP binding; DNA helicase activity; G-quadruplex RNA binding.
GUACGAUUAAUAGGGGAAUUUACAAAAUUUAUAAGAUUUUUACAAGUUUAUACAAGUUUACAUUAUUUAAUAUUAGUUUGAAUAAAAAUUCAAUAUUUAUUAAAUAGGUUUAUAAGGAGAGUAAUAUUGGGUUCAGAUAUGGAGGAUAUCGACUUGUCAACAUUUGGUAGCGUAGUCGAAUUAAUGUCAGAAAUAACUAUAGAUGAAAAAGAUAUGGACAAAGUUUUUCUGGAGUUUAUGAGAAGUUUGCCUUACAAUCAAAAAAUUCUUGGUUCUUAUAAUCCAAUACCAAAUGUUAUUUUAUCAGAAUAUUUAUUGGACAAUAUAGAACGACUUUUAGUUGUAUCUGAAACAGACACAAAACUUCUACACAAUAAUGCAUUCGAAAAAUUUUAUAAUGAAGUUCUUAAAUCGACUUUUGAAGAUAUGUUAAAAAUUCGAGCUCCCAUGCUUGAUUCUGAUUUUCCUCAAGGCACAUUUCGGAAUUCCAAUUAUAAAUCAAUUUUAAAUGACAUUCAAAUCAAAAAUAUGUUAAAACUUCCAGUAUUUAAAUACACUGAUAAGAUUUUGGAUGCCGUAGAAAAUAAUACUUUUGUAUUAAUCAAUGGUGAAACAGGAUCUGGUAAGACUACACAGAUUCCUCAAUUUAUAUUAGAUCAUCAUAUGAAUCGAGGGUCAUAUUGUCGCAUCAUAUGUACACAGCCACGACGAAUAUCAGCAAUUUCAAUCGCUGAACGGGUUGCUUACGAAAGAGGCGAGAAUUUAGGUGAAUCCGUUGGUUAUCAAAUUCGCUUAGAAAGUGUUCUUCCCAGACCCGCUGAUUCGAUCUUGUAUUGCACUUCCGGUGUUUUGCUACGAAUGAUGAUUUCAGAUCCAAUAUUAGCAACAGUAAGCCACGUAAUAUUAGACGAAAUACAUGAACGUGACACUGAAUCAGAUCUUUUAAUUGGAUUGAUACAACUCAUUAUUAAGUACAACAAGCAAAUAAAAGUUUUAGUAAUGAGUGCAACCUUCGGUUUUGAAGAAUAUUCAAAGAAUUUUUCAAAUUUUAAAAUAAUAAAUAUUGAAGGCACACUGCAUCCCGUCAAAAAUUUUUACUUGGAAGAAAUACUAAGAGACUUAAACUUUUUUGAUUUUCCGGAUGCUGGGACUUAUGAAUCGAGAAAGCAUUCCAAUUUUUAUAAUACUCCAGAAGGAAGAGCAGAAUUAACAAGAAAUAAAGAAUUUAAACAAAUGAUAAAAAGAUACACAGAAUCAAUUGAAGGUAAAUAUCCAUAUACAGUUUUAAAAACAUUGGAGAAUCCGUUCACUGAAGAAAUCAAUCUAGACUUAAUAGAACGGUUAAUAGUUCAUGUAGACAAAACAAUGCCAGACGGCGCAAUAUUAAUAUUUUUACCAUCAUUUGAAAAAAUUUCUAAUUUGCAUGAAAUGUUGGAAUUUACAAAUAAAAAUGAACAUUAUAUUAUAUAUACCCUUCACUCGUCAAUGCCUACCGAUAAGCAAAAAGGAAUUUUUGAUCGGCCUCCUGAAGGUAAAAGGAAGAUUAUACUAGCUACAAAUAUUGCUGAAACAUCAAUCACUAUUGAUGACAUAGUAUAUGUGAUAAAUGCUGGAAAAGCCAAAGUAAAAUAUUAUGAUAUUAAGAAUAAAAUUGAAACUUUAGAAGAAUAUUGGAUCACAAAAGCAAAUGCAACUCAACGACAAGGGCGAGCUGGAAGAUGUCAACCAGGUAUAUGCUUCAAUUUAUAUACUAAAAUUCGCGAAGAAAAUUUUGAGGAGUAUCCUGUUCCUACAAUUCAAAGAACUAGAAUGGAAUCAGUGAUAAUGUGGUUGAAAAGUUUAAAAAUUCAUGAUGUUAAAGCAUUCUUGAAUAGCUUAAUAUCGUCGCCUCGCAAUGAAACAAUAGAUGACGGUAUAAAUUUUCUUAAACAAAUUAAUGCAUUAGAUAAAGACGAAGUAAUGACUCCUCUUGGCUUACACCUUAUGCAGUUACCUAUAGAUUCCCAAGUUGGAAAAAUGCUUUUAUUGUCAACUAUAUUUGGUUGUGUUGAUCCAAUUACUACUGUAGCUGCUACAAUUAGCUUAAAAGAACCAUUUUCUCAAAAUAUAAAAAAGAGAAAAGAAUUUGAUGAUACGAAAUUAGAGUUUGCUGAACAUUCACGAAGUGAUCAUAUCACUUAUUCUAAUGUUGUUAAAGAAUUCCGAAGUGCGCUUAAAAAAAAAGAAACAGAUAAAUUUUGUUAUGAAAAUUUUGUCUCCGAAUCUAUAGUUAUGCAAAUUGAAAAAAUGAAAAUUCAAUUAUGUGAACUUUUGGCAUCUACAGGUUUUAUUAAGUAUCCUUUUCCUAAUCAUUCAGAAAUAAAUCAAUCAUCUGCGGAUUUGAAUAUUGUAAGAGCUGUAAUAACAGCUGGUUUAUAUCCAAAUAUUGCCUUUUUGAGGUCAAUAGCCUUUAGAAAUAUGAAGAAUUCUUAUGAAAAAAGGAUUGAACAUGUUUUACAAACACCAGAAGAUGGAAACAACGUAAAAUUUCAUGUUACAUCUGUAAAUCGUAAACAAAGUGAAUUUAAUUCCAAAUUCUUUGUAUAUUACAAUAAGCAUAAAUCUGGUAAUUAUGUAUAUCUGCGAGAGUCGUCUAUGAUAUCACCAAUAGCAAUUAUUAUAUUUUCUGAUAAUGUUACCAUUAAAUCUGAUGGUAUGGAAAUUUUCAUUUAUGUGCGAAAUAACACACUCCGUUUUCCUUCAAAUAAAAGAACGGUAAAUGUAUUGCUACAAUUAAGGGAACGUUUUGAAAAAAUAUUAGAAAAAUUAGCUAUGAAUCCGGCAUAUGAAUUUACUGGCGAUGAUAAGAAAGUUAUCGAAGCUUUAAAACUUCUUUUUAUAGAAGAAAACUAUUAACAAUUUUAGAUCUGUUAUUUUAAUGUUAAUCUCAAAACUUUUGUUUUAUAACAAAAAAGGGUUGAUAGUUGUUAAAAAUUUUAAAUAUAUAUGCGUUAAUGGAAAAAUUAGAUUUAAUGUUAUAAACUGUUGACAAUAGUUUAUAGUGUACACUUUUGUAAUACAUAUUGUGUAUUUUUUUAAUUAAUCUACAUACAUAUGUGCAAAAUAUAACUUUUUAUACAUAUAUAUACACAAAAAAAAUUUAAAAAUUACAUUUUUGUAUAAGCUAAAUUUAAGAUAUUUUCAAACAAAAAGCAUAGAUAUGAAAUAUAAUAAAGUAUAAUUAUUAUAAAAUAUUUUCGUGUUAUAUAAGUAUUGACUGAUUGCCUUAGUAAAAUAAAGGGCUUAGAAGCCUGAAUUUUAAUCAAAAUUGUGUAUGAUACAAUAAUAUAAACAUAUGUUACAGAGCUACUAAUAUUUUUCUUAAAAUAUUGCAUAUGCUUGCACUUCCAGUUGCAGUUCUAGUAAAUUAAUUAUAAUAUUUAAUAUUUCACACGUACA